CCACUCAAACUGUAAUGUUGGUGCUGCUUAAACUCUACUUAUAGCUCAUAUUAAUAAAUUCUGUUUUAAUGCGCACCAUUGUAACUUCGCCUUAAUCUGGGUGGUGUUGUAUAUUUUGUGUUGGAGAAAUUAUUCUGUUUGUGUUAAGUGUGAAGUGUAUUUAUUAUAAGUCUUAAUAUAUAAGUUUUUUACAUUUUAACAUAAUUUUUGUUAAGAACCAUGGCAAUAGCUGAUAUAGACAAGCCACGUUCCACGGAUGCAACAGAUAGCGUCGAAAAAGGGGAUUAUCCACGCGCUACAACUGGCGUGGUGGUGGGCUCCAUUACUGCCUUUAUUGGUUUCUUUUUCCUGAUGAUGUCUUUCUGCUCACCAUAUUGGAUUGAGUCAUAUGAAGAGUCACGCAGCAAUUUUAAGAACAUGGGCAUUUGGCAAUAUUGUUUUCACGAUUAUGUGUAUCCAGGGUAUCAAUUUCCACGUAAAUUUACUGGUUGCCAUAAUAUAUUCAGUCAUGAAUAUUAUGUGAUUAGGGAGUGGUUAUUGCCUGGUUGGCUUAUGUCCGUGCAGGCUUUUGUCACAAUGGCAUUUAUUUUGACCAUUACCAGUCUUUCUAUUUUGUCGCUGGUGAUUAUAAGAUUACCACUGAAAGGUGUCUUGCAAUACGAAUGGAUUUUGAUUCGAGUUUCUUACCUAUGCACUGUUGUCUCCUCGCUUUUCAUGUUCUUUGCGGUUGCCAUAUUUGGUGGAUGCGCAUAUCGUCGUGAUUGGUUAAUGUAUCCCAAAUUCAAUGUGCUUGGCUGGUCCUAUGCCUUAGCUGUGGUGACAUUCUUUCUGCUUGGUAUUGCUGCAUUAAUACUACAUCGCGAAGCAAAGCAAGCUUAUGACUUGCGUGGGGAACAGAAAAAUUUAGUUAUGCAAAUGGAAAUGCAAGAGCCCGGCUAUCAAGUGCCACGACAUCACCAGUCUCAAUCACGUAGCUUACAAGGUUACAUAUAAUUCCAUUCCAUUUACAAAUAUUUUACAUAAACAAUUUUAUAAUAAGUUUAGUUAAGUUAAUGUUGACAAUGUUAACAAUGAAUGUACGAAUAUGUGCAAUAGAAUUCGUUCAAGUGACUAAGGUACAAUUAGUUAAAUUUAAAUAGUUUAAAACACUGUUAAUAUCCUUUACUUAAAUUUUA
This is a messenger RNA of Teleopsis dalmanni, 1175 nucleotides long. RefSeq lists its product as uncharacterized. Gene Ontology annotation, biological process: regulation of tube size, open tracheal system; septate junction assembly. The coding region runs from base 220 to 993 and encodes 257 amino acids. The record is from RefSeq and is a predicted model, not a curated record. The transcript has 4 exons. NCBI's taxonomy places the organism in Eukaryota, Metazoa, Arthropoda, Insecta, Diptera, Diopsidae. Gene Ontology annotation, cellular component: membrane; septate junction.